UAGAAUAUUCUAGCAUAUUAAGUUAACUUUGAUUUUCCUAGUAAAAUUUGGCAUCAAUUUCGAAGCGUUGUUUUCCUUUGAAUUUUGUGACUUAUUUUCUUGUGCAAUUACUUCAAAUGGCAGGUGGUAAAGCAGGCAAAGAUUCUGGGAAAGCUAAGGCGAAGGCUAUAUCCAGGUCUGCAAGAGCUGGUUUACAGUUUCCAGUUGGUAGAAUUCAUCGUCACUUAAAACAUCGUACCACGAGUCAUGGACGUGUAGGUGCAACUGCUGCUGUAUAUAGUGCUGCAAUAUUUGAAUAUCUUACAGCUGAGGUAUUAGAAUUAGCUGGGAAUGCAAGCAAAGAUUUAAAAGUAAAAAGAAUUACUCCGAGACAUCUACAAUUAGCUAUCCGUGGUGAUGAGGAAUUGGAUUCUUUGAUUAAAGCUACUAUUGCGGGUGGUGGGGUUAUUCCGCAUAUUCACAAGUCUUUGAUUGGGAAGAAAGCAAACCAAAAGCCACAAUGAAUUCACAAAUUUUUUCAAUCAUUUUUCAUACUGCUUGUAACAGUAAUUUUGUUUCAUAUUUAAUAUUAAUAUUUCAUUCAUGUUUUUUAAAAAUUUAUAACUAGUAUGUUUUUAAGAUAUCACAAAAAUAUAUCUGGAUAUGUGUUGAUGCAUAUAUAGGUUGUUUAAAUGUUAUUUGUUUUGUAUUGAAAAUUACAUUCUAAACUAUAACUAUAAACGAUAACUAUAUGAAAAUAAAAAUUGAUGUUCUUUGAAAGAUCCAGUAUACUACCAUGAAAAUGUCUCAGUUUUCAUAUAUGCUUAGCUUAGAAUUUCUCGCAUUUGUAAAUGUUUGGUUAGAUCAGAUAAAAUUCUUUUGUUGUGUAUUAUUAAUCUUAUCAAUAAGUUGUA
Messenger RNA from Argiope bruennichi, 893 nucleotides. Its product is annotated as histone H2A.V. Gene Ontology annotation, molecular function: DNA binding; protein heterodimerization activity; structural constituent of chromatin. NCBI's taxonomy places the organism in Eukaryota, Metazoa, Arthropoda, Arachnida, Araneae, Araneidae. Gene Ontology annotation, cellular component: nucleosome. The transcript has 5 exons. Bases 117 to 503 code for a protein of 128 amino acids. The record is from RefSeq and is a predicted model, not a curated record.